Sarcophilus harrisii (Tasmanian devil) is the source of this 2051-nucleotide messenger RNA. RefSeq names its product SSU72 homolog, RNA polymerase II CTD phosphatase (gene SSU72). Gene Ontology annotation, biological process: termination of RNA polymerase II transcription. The coding region runs from base 151 to 735 and encodes 194 amino acids. The transcript has 5 exons. Gene Ontology annotation, molecular function: RNA polymerase II CTD heptapeptide repeat phosphatase activity. The record is from RefSeq and is a predicted model, not a curated record. Lineage: Eukaryota; Metazoa; Chordata; Mammalia; Dasyuromorphia; Dasyuridae. Gene Ontology annotation, cellular component: nucleus; mRNA cleavage and polyadenylation specificity factor complex.
CUUGGGUCGGGCUGGCCGCGGGCGCUGCCGCCAUUUUGCUCGCGCUGAGCUGAGGCGGUUGCCGUCGCGACGUCCGCCGGUGCCCGGAGCGGGAGAGACGCGCGAGGCCUUCGUCGCGGGCGGCUCCCCCUCGUCGCCGCCGCCGCCAUCAUGCCGUCGUCGCCGCUGCGAGUGGCCGUGGUGUGCUCGAGUAACCAGAACCGAAGCAUGGAGGCGCACAACAUCCUCAGCAAACGAGGAUUCAGUGUCAGAUCCUUUGGAACAGGAACUCAUGUGAAACUCCCAGGACCAGCACCAGACAAGCCGAAUGUUUAUGAUUUCAAAACAACAUAUGAUCAGAUGUACAAUGAUCUUCUUAGGAAAGACAAAGAACUCUAUACACAAAAUGGUAUUUUGCACAUGUUGGACAGAAAUAAGAGAAUCAAGCCCCGGCCAGAAAGAUUCCAGAACUGUAAAGAUUUGUUUGAUCUCAUCCUUACCUGUGAAGAAAGAGUCUAUGACCAGGUAGUAGAAGAUUUAAAUUCCAGAGAGCAAGAGACCUGCCAGCCGGUGCAUGUGAUUAAUGUGGACAUUCAAGACAACCAUGAAGAAGCCACUCUUGGAGCCUUUCUCAUUUGUGAGCUCUGUCAGUGUAUACAACACACGGAAGACAUGGAGAACGAGAUAGACGAGCUGUUACAGGAAUUUGAGGAGAAAAGCAGCAGGACUUUCCUCCACACGGUCUGCUUUUACUGAUGCCUGCCCUGUUUUCCCAGGCCUUGGAGUUGAACGAAGCAUGUGGGUCAAGUUUUCUGACUAUUCCCUACUCUCCCUGAAGACCACCUUCAAAUCUUCCUUUUGUUAAUACUUUUUUCCUUCACUGUGUUUGUUUUUACUUUCAGGUAUUCUGCCAGAAGGAGGCAGUAUUACCCAAAAUAAAUUGUACAUAUAAAAUAAGAAGAGAGAGAUACAUAAAGGCCAUAUGAAAAAAAAUCAAGUUUUUUUUCCUAUCCCACUUUUCCUUGUUACAAGUGGGAUAUUAAUUAUAAUGAGGAUCUUUUUUCUUUUAAUGGAAAAAAAAAAGGUUUAUAUUGUAUUUUUUCCAGCUUAUUCAUUUCUUUAUAGUUGUGCAUUUUUCUUUACUGUAAUUGGCUGGAGUAUACAAAGACCUGAAUGAAACAGUGGAGUAUCUAUUACUAGUUAUGAACUUGGUGCUGUCCUCUGCCAGUUCAUCACUCCCUUUUUCUGAACCUGGAUCCAGUUAUGUUGCACUAAGGGGAGGUUGUUUGAUGGAAGCCUGGAAUCAGGAUCGGUUCUGAAAAAGGAGAUUUAUUAGUGAGUAGGGCACAGCAGCAGAGCUAUCGCUCUGACUGGCCAGGGACCCAGGCCCUCGGGUUGCCCUCCUCUUCACUCAGAAAUGUUGCUGUUGGACACAACUGGUCUUGGUGUGCUAGGAAGUUCAGCACAGUCUCUGAGCAAACCUUACUGUGGUUGGUUUUGUUUUGUUUGUAAUUUAAAAAAAAAAAAAAAAAGUAACAAGUUCCCAGAAGGGCUCCUUGUUUUGUGACUUAAGAAAAUCUUCCAAGCAGGAAGGAGCCACCUUGGGCCCCCUUGGGUGCCUGUUCCACAAAAGCUUCCUCAGCACCUUGGAGAGCUCCAGGGCCCCCAUCAGUGGAGGGGCCCAGUUGGGCAGCUCUGUUCACUUCAUUCUGGCUGCAGGUCUCUUCACACUUUUUGUAUAGAACCUAUUUGCUGCUCGGAGCAACAAAGAUGCUCCCCUCGUGCUGGAUGACAAGAGUAGGAUAAUUUACUGAAACCACACUGGUCAGGAAGAUGGCCUUGAUUCAAAAGCCCUGGUGCUCUACCCAUUUGGGUCUGGUCCACAGUGGGGUCUGACUCCUCAUUCCCAAGGCUGCAGAAGAGAAUGUGAGGAGCAGUUUGCUGAAGAGCCCGUGGAAGGAAUGGGGGAUGGUGGACGUGUCUUUGGCAUCCACCUCCCAGAGGUCCAAGAUGGGGCCUCCGAAUGCCUUGUCUUCCUUAAAUAACCCUUGCCGGAUCUGUCGAAUACAAGC